This is a messenger RNA of Amborella trichopoda, 864 nucleotides long. NCBI's taxonomy places the organism in Eukaryota, Viridiplantae, Streptophyta, Magnoliopsida, Amborellales, Amborellaceae. The record is from RefSeq and is a predicted model, not a curated record.
AUGGUAAAUCAAGAAGCAAAUAUCUCUGAUUACUAUGUUCGCAGGGGUGGUCAUAUUGUCUGGAAUAUCAAUCUACCCUAUAAUAGAAUUACUGAUUUGCUUUUCUCUCAAUUAUCUAACCUUCUCAAGCUUUUGGAAGACGUUUGUAUUCCUCAGAAUGUUGUUGAUGAAGUUGUAUGGGAACUUGACAAGAAUGAGAUUUAUUCCUUAAAAUCCAUGUAUAAUCUGCUUUUCCAUGAUAGGGUUAGAUGGUCCAUGCAUGUUCUUGCUAGGUCGUGGAAGUGGCCUCUACCUCUUAAAAUACAAGGAUUUUUGUGGCUGGCGCCCCAAGAUAAAGUGCUUACUAUUGAUAAUCUUAUAAAGCGAGGGAAGAUUUUACCCAAUAAUUGGCUUUUGUGUAAGGAGGAUGGGGAGUCCGGUGAUCAUUUCUUCCUUCAAUGCCCUUUUGCUAAUAAGAUAUGGAGAUGGUUUUUUGAGAAGUUGGGGGUUGCACUUGUAAUGCCUCUUUCGGUGGUGAGGAGCUUUCCGUUACUCUUCCAAAGAUUGCGGCUAUUGCGUGGCAAAUUUCAAGAGGAGUCAUCCUUUGGGAAAUCUGGAAAGAGAGAAGUAGGAGAGUUUUUGAAGGAGUUUCAUUACCUUUUGGAAAAGCUGAAAGAUAAAUGGAUGACUCCACCACCUGGGGUGUACAAACUUAAUUUUGAUCGCAGCUCGAUAGGCAACCCGGGUGCAUCUGGUUUUGGAGGGGUGAUAGGAGAUUGGGCUAGAAAUGUGGCUCUUUCGUAUGCGGGUCCAUUUGGGGUGCGGACUGCUAAAUAUGCUGAACUCUUUGCCCUUCUUUUUGGGCUGCGGGUUAUAUGGAGAUGA